CUUGCUCCCAACUACCAUUUCCAGUCACCGUGCAUUCCUUUCGUGCUCGUGGAAUACUUGCUCGCAACAUGGGGAAGAGAAAGCUCUCUUCGACGCCACCUCCUUCCUUCAAGGCAGAGCCUGGAACUUCCAGCACGCUCGUACCCCCCUCUUCCCCUCACAAGGCGAAGAAACUGAAACUGCAGGACGACUACGCGACGACAUCCCCCUUCCCAGACUUUCCCCAUCCUACACCGUCAGAUGCCAGACGAGUGCACGACUUACUCACUGAGGCUCACGGACCUCGAGUACGCCGCACCCCAGAUGCCUCCUCGAAUGCAAACUCAGCAAAGACGUGCGGGAGCGUCCCCAAUGUCAUUGAGUCCCUCAUUGGCACCAUCCUCUCCCAGAACACCUCCGGCAAGAACUCAUCGGGCGCCAAGCGCUCCCUCGAUGCCGCCUUCGGGCGCAACAACUUCGCCGCGAUCGCGGACGCGCCCACCAGCGCGGUCGCCGACGCCAUCCGCUCGGGCGGCCUUGCGAACAAGAAGGCCGCGACGAUCCAGCGCGUGCUGCGCGACAUUAAGGCGAAGCACGGGAGCUACUCGCUGCAGCACCUCGCGGACGUGUGCGCGGACGCGGAGGUCAUGCGCGAGCUUAUGGCGUACGAUGGUGUGGGGCCGAAGACGGCGUCUUGCGUGCUGCUCUUUUGCUUGGGGCGCGAGUCUUUCGCGGUGGACACUCAUGUGUUUCGGCUAAGCAAGUUGCUUGGAUGGGUGCCACCGAAGGCGGACCGCGUACAGACGCAGGCACACCUGGACUUGCGCAUACCAGGCGACCGCAAAUACGGCUUGCACGUUCUCAUGAUAGACCAUGGUCGGAUAUGUACGGGAUGCAAGACAAAGGGGAAGGGCUCAUGCAUACUAAAGACCUACCUCAAGGAGAGGGGAAGAAGUAUCGACGAGGCAGUGGAGGAGGCUGCCACUGUCAAAGACGAGGCCACCGUCAAAGACGAAGCCACAGUCAAAGACGAACUACCAUAG
Molecule: messenger RNA, 1022 nt
Organism: Schizophyllum commune H4-8
Lineage: Eukaryota; Fungi; Basidiomycota; Agaricomycetes; Agaricales; Schizophyllaceae
Product: DNA glycosylase
Exons: 1
Coding region: 69-1022 (317 amino acids)
Biological process (GO): base-excision repair
Molecular function (GO): catalytic activity
Source: RefSeq, a predicted model, not a curated record